GCUCGUGCAUUAUCCAUCCAGUUCGUGAGGGGCAGCGGACCCACCGAAAGCGAGAUUUUCCGGGAGGAAAGCGCAUAGAGAGUAAAGACAGCAGGAGGGCAUGGACUCGGCUCGCUGGCUCGCUUGCUCGAGCAGAGACCGUGGCCGAUCUGAGGAGAUUGGUGGCGCGGAUCGUCUCGUUCGGUGGGUAAGGAUAGUGCGAUUCGGAGGCGCAGAGGUGUGGCUGCCGAUGGAAUUGCAGCAUUGUCCGCUCGCCCCCCUUCGUCUCCGGAAGAGGCCGCUGGAAGAGGGCGGAGAGUGAGGAGGGAGGGUGGUGUUAGUGCAGCGGGAGAUGGAGUGGCGAACUGGUGGAGUGCUCGCCCUGUCGGGAGCGGAGCAGGAGCGAUGGUGGGCUGUCGCUGACAACAUGGGCAUCGCUGCAAAACCUCCCCCUCCUCCUCCUCCUCACAGGAUGCUUCUGCCGGGGCAGUGCCCUGCGGUGUGCGUCGAUCGAGGUCGUCUGAGGAUUAUGAAUCCUGCUGUUCUGUCGUCGUUCCCGAUUCUGUCGAGCACCUGCGAUCAUUCUCGUGCUUCCUCUGUGGCUUCGAUUUUCUGCGCGUGCCCUGUUGCCGGCUCCAGCGACCAAGUUGGUCCGCGCACAUCCGUCAGUGCCAAAAAUGGCUUCAAGAAGCUCAGCUGCAAAAUUCUAGACCACCGCGCCGCUUCACAGGGAGGCCGAGGCGACAUUCUUGAGAGUUCCGUUUCCGCAGAGCCGAGUCGUAAAGGGACUGUUCCGAUAGUCGAACGUGGACCUUCCAAGAGGGAUGGACUACGGCGCUCCAAAGACCUUUUCGAGUCAUUCAAAUCCGACAUGGAAUUGGCUGUCCCGAGAAACGCCUCUCCUGCGGAGCUGGAGGAACUUUUGAUCCGGGUGGAGUCCGCGAGUUCUGCAUUGGAUGUGGACCUCAUCCUUUCUAGGUCCGGAGUGAAUUUCUUUCCGGUGAAAAAUCUGAACACGCUUUUAGCGGGAAUUCGGAUCGAAGACAGAAUUAUAGAUCUCUUCUCUUGGAUGAGGCGGAAUGGCAAGACGAGGAACAAUCCCUACGCAUACAGAAUUGUUUUGAAGGUGAUGCUGAAGAGGCAGGCAUGGGACAGGGUUGUGGAGAUUCUCGAGGAGGUAGGCUCGACUUUAGAUAAUCACACUUGGAACAGCAUCGUAGAUGCCGCAGUGAACGCAGGUGCGCCGGAGUUUGCCGUCAAGCUCAUCACUACUUUGAUCCCCAGGAAUUUCAGGCCACAACAGUCCACGUUUGUGAAUCUCCUACGUCUUCUUCAGAAAACCAGGAAGGUGACUGAAGCUGAGGCUGUCUUCCACAUGUUUGAGGGCAAUGACUUACGCUGCUGCGGUGCCUACACUGCCAUGAUUUCCUUGUACACUCGUGCCGGUCUUUAUCACAAAGCUGAGAAAGCCAUUCAGGAGAUGGAGCUCCGCGACAUUACUCCGGACAAGGAUAACUGGCUCAUGCAAAUUAAUGCUUACGGUCAGCAGGGUAAAGUUCGGGAGUCAGAGAAAAAGUUUCAGACAAUGCAGGAAGCUCAAGUCAGGCCUGACUUGCUGGCUUAUAACUCAAUGAUCUUGGCGUAUGGCAGAGCGCAUCUCUUCGACCGUGCUUGCGCCACUUUUAAGAAAAUGGUGGAAGUCGGUGUGACCCCCGACGAGUCUUCGUACAGGUCCAUGAUCGGAGCAUGCGGCAGAGCAGGGAAGUUGAAAGACGCCUUGAGUCUCUUCUCCGAAAUGAAGGCCCUGAAUUAUCGUCCCUCGCUUCAGAAUUUCAACACCUUGAUCAAUUUAUACGGCAAGGUGCGCAAUGGUGGAGGGAUUGUCAGGGUUCUUCAGGAAAUGAAGGAGAUCGGAUGUAAGCCAGACUCCCAGACUUUGGAUGCCGCUCUGAGGGCAAUGGAGAGGGCUGGCAAAUUGAAGAACUUGGGCAAGUUGAUGGCUUCCUUGAAAGAGGCUGGUUGGUCUGUCGAUGUCCCAAGUUAUGCACCGUUGCUCAACGCAUAUCUGAAGUGCAACAUGAAUGAAGCAGCUCUUGAAACAUUCCAUACCAUGCGCAAAGCAGCGUUGAUCCCCAAAGAGAGUGUCUGUCUGGCCCUGAUAUGCCAAUGUAAAGAUGCAGGAAAACUCGAUGACGCAAUCUAUUUGUUCUCUGAACUUCAGGCUGCUGGUAUGUCACCGGGCCUGGAGACAACUUGCACGAUGAUCAAUAUAUAUGGUAUGCUCGGGAAUGUGGAGGAGGCAGAAAGACUGUUUGACAAGCUCAAACGAUCUGGAGUCCAACUAGACAUGGUGGCCUAUAAUGUCCUCCUGAGUGUAUACAUGAAGGCAGGUUUGCAUGAGGAGGCGAAGAAGGUGUAUCAGAUUAUUGAGCAGCACCCGGACCUGACUGCCGAUGCUUACACCUUCCAGUCCAUGCUGCGGGUACUGCAGAAAGCCGAGCUUGAGCAGGAAGGUGUUGAACUGUACUGGAAGAUUCUGGAUUUGGGCCUCGAGCUCGAUGAGGGCCUCCUUACCUGCAUUAUCAACUGCUGUGGACGUGCCCUGCCCUUGGAGGAAACCAGUGUUCUUUUUCAGGCAUUGCUGGAUCGUGGAUGUACCCCGAAUGCGACAACUUUCAAUCUCAUGAUUGACCUCUAUGGAAAAGCAGGCAUGAUGGACAGAACUCGCUACAUAUUCGAGUUGGCUCAGCAGUAUGGCAUGGUGGAUAAGAUCUCUUAUAGCACGCUUAUAGAUGCUUACGGAAAAUGUCGAGACUUUCCAAAUAUGGAACGUACUCUGUGGGACAUGCAGAGAAAUGGAUUCGCAGGUACCUUGGAGGCUUACAACGCUAUGAUCGAUGCCUAUGGGAAGGCUGGAAUGUUCACGAAGAUGGAAGACGUACUAGAACGGAUGAGACGGGCUGGCUGCUGUGGUGACAUAUCAACCUACAAUAUUUUGAUCAACAUUCUAGGGAAGAAGGGUUUGUUGCAAGAAGUACAAAAAGUAUUGGUCGAAAUGGAAGAAAAAGGCUGGAAGCCUGAUCGGUGGACGUACAACACUCUGAUCCGCGCUUAUGGUCUUGCUGAGAUGCCGGAUGAAGUCAUAAAAAUUUUCAAGGAAAUGCAGGAGGCGGGGCUCAUGCCGGAUCGUGUGACUUAUGUUAAUCUUGUAGCCGCUUUUGAAAAGUCAGGAAAUCUCCUCGAAGCUGCCAGAUGGUCGCUAUGGAUGUCUCAGGCAGGGUACCAAAGCUAGGCCGAGUUGUGGCGUAGAUGCUACAAAUGAUCCAGCAAAUGCAUCGCUUCUUUGACGAUUCGGAGCGAGAUAGGAUGAACCCGGGAUCGCGCGGUAGCCUCCGAGUUUUUUCAUGCCAGGAAAACGAGAGGGGAAUCCUUCUCCCCUGCUGAUAACAACGUCCACGUCUCUUGUGCGGUGGUUCAAAAGUCAGGCGUGUGUAGAUAGCAGCGCAGAAAAGUUAUGUUGUGGCAUUCCGGGUUUGAGAGCCGAUCGUUGCUACUACAGCAAGUUUCUCAGGCAGGCGAAGUCACCCGUUCAGGCGUAUUGGAAGAAGAGCAAAGCGGACGAUCUCUUGAAUGCAUUUCUGGAGGUCCUUGGUGAGGGUUUGGCAGCCCCUUUCACGACAUGUGAGCACUAAAGUUCUACGAUGGAUAGUCUGGAAGUAUUUCUUUCGUCUCUACGAUGAUAAAGAGAUAGUUCUACUGGCGUCAUGAGGUUCCUGAAGGAGUAUAGUUCCCAGCUCCUAUGCAUUUCACCUUCAGAUUUAGGGAUUUGCUCGUUUUCAUGGCUGAGAGAUUCUGAGAGUCGAAUAGCUGCUGGCGGAUCUGGGAGGAUCCUUGCAUUGUCCAGGGAGCAGCGGCUUCUGGGAGGUGGGAUAUUUGUUAUCUUUGGAGAUCGUAUACCAGAAGCGACAUGAGCUGAAAGUUAGUACAGGCACGUGUCGAAAAUGAGCGAGACAGUCGCCGUGCUUGUUCCCAUCUUUAUACAAGGAGUUCGUAGCAAUUGACACUUUUAUAAGUGCUUGGGAAUAAGCAGCCCCUGAAAGCUACCACAAUCCUUCACAGUCGAUCUUUACGUGAGUAGUGCAGACAUUGUGGACAUGAAUCUGUGGAAAGUUUAAAGAGGACAUCGAAAGAGGGAGAAGAGGAGACGAACCAUAUCGCAUCAAGUGUGAAACCUACAGGCUCAGAGGACACUCGCUCCAAUCCGACGAAAUUUGGAACCCUGCUGAGAAGGCGAAUCUUGCAGUAUGGAUCAUACGAGUGCUCUCAAGAAGCGCAUGUAGGAAUCAUCUAAAGCAAGUUCAGUCCAGAGGAUAUUGCUUCGGCAUUGACCGUCGAUUUCAAUGCAAGAACAAUGGUUUCACUGCAGCAACAGAUCAUUGUGUGUGGGUUGUUAUGUCUGGGCCAUCUCAUCCAUUAAACCUUCACGAUAGUAAUCAUAAUUGAGAAUUAUAUCUUCUGAUUUGCAACUCAGUGCUGUGAAGGUGGCAGUGGAAACCUCACUGUUGAAGUUUGUGUUGAUAAAAUAUGAAGAACAGUUAGUGUGCUACUAGUCAUUAUAUGUGAGUGUAUUUCUGAAGAAAGCGAAGAAAAAGUAGAAUAGCAUUGGAUUUGCAGACUUAAUGGGAGAGUAGUCCAGCAUUAGACUGUUUGGGAAGGGAAGAAACUGUGUCUCCAGCACAAGAAGUACUGCGUUGUAAAGGCUAUACGAUUGGAUAAACAAGUCAAACCUUGAACGUGGCGUUCAAAAUUCCGUAGCUCUUUAUAUGUGCCUUCGCCUUUCUUCAACGGUGCUCUGUACCCCAGACCCUAGCAGAGGCGGUGUAUGAUCAAGGAUACAUGAUAUUGGCGAAGUUGUGACUUCAUCUUGCAACUCAGUAGGAGGAGAAUCAAGAUCGUGCAAUAUGUAAUUGAUGGAGGUCAACGUAUAUUCCUACACGGACGUAAACACAUGUACUAGCAUGUCGAUGCAACCCAAAUUGACGAGUUUGAGUAUAUGAACUGUCUGCUCUUUGCAAAGGAGAGGACUCAGAAAGAAAGAGACUGAGCGUAGGACUGAGUAAUUGCUAUGCUGGACCCAGAGCCUUCCACGUUGCGGACACAGUCAUCAAUGAACUUUAGUUCUGAAGUUUAGUUGUGUGUACAUCCCGUGUUGCCAUUCUACACUCCGCAUACCACAUAUGGAGGUGUUUGUCG
Marchantia polymorpha subsp. ruderalis is the source of this 5232-nucleotide messenger RNA. The record is from the annotation of a GenBank genome assembly. NCBI's taxonomy places the organism in Eukaryota, Viridiplantae, Streptophyta, Marchantiopsida, Marchantiales, Marchantiaceae.